Messenger RNA from Prunus persica (peach), 1192 nucleotides. Its product is annotated as chloride conductance regulatory protein ICln. The record is from RefSeq and is a predicted model, not a curated record. Gene Ontology annotation, cellular component: methylosome; pICln-Sm protein complex; spliceosomal complex. The coding region runs from base 232 to 918 and encodes 228 amino acids. Gene Ontology annotation, biological process: mRNA cis splicing, via spliceosome; spliceosomal snRNP assembly; cell volume homeostasis. Lineage: Eukaryota; Viridiplantae; Streptophyta; Magnoliopsida; Rosales; Rosaceae. The transcript has 8 exons.
UGGGGUCUGAGAAAAAGGAAAAUGGCGCUUUAAACCCCAAAAAGCAAGGAUUGGUAAAACCCUAGAAAGCCACAGAAAUCAAAGUCAGUGUCUUCUGUGUGGACUACGAGAGCUCUUCCUAGCUCUUGCAUGUUUUGCAGUAGAUAGAAGAAAGGAAAGAGUGGUAUCGAUCACAUACUUGGCUUCAACAUCAGAAUCGAGAAAAGGAAGAAGCCUGAGUCAGCGAGCAAAAUGGUGGCAGGGCUUAGAGAGUUCACUGCAAGAGUUGAAAGAAAUGGUGUUGACGAACCAGUUCUGGAUGCAGAGAAUGGUGAGGAGCUGAUGCACGUUCAGCCUUGUGUUUCUAUCGUCCUUGGUAAUCGCCCUCCUGAGUCCCCUGGCACUCUCUACAUCUCCACCAAGAAAGUGGUCUGGUUGAGUGAUGUUGACAGGGCGAAAGGUUAUGCUGUGGACUUCUUGUCUAUAUCACUGCAUGCUGUAUCCAGGGACCCAGAGGCCUACACCUCUCCUUGUAUAUACACUCAGAUUGAAACUGAGGAUGACGAGCAUGAGUCCGAUGGCUCAGAUUCAGAAUGCAAUGGUGUCUUAGAUUUGUCCAAGAUCACAGAAAUGAGGCUUGUUCCUUCAGAUCCUAACCAAUUGGAUUCUCUGUUUGAGGUAUUUUGCGAGUGUGCUGAGCUUAAUCCUGAACCGAUUGAAGAAGAGGAAGAAGAGCAUAAUUGGAUUUUUAGUGCUGAUCAGUUGGAAGAUGACGCAACAGGGGAAGAUUCUGAGUGGCAUGUUUCUGAAAAUCCUUCAAUUGGUCAAUCUAAUGGGGAUCAUGACCUAGCUCGUACCGUGCUUGAGCUUCAAAUCAAUGAUCAACGCUUUGAGGAUGCUGAAGAAAUGGAGCAUGAAAAUGAUGGUGGCCGCCAUUGAAAUUCUUUCUCCUUUCAAUGUUUCAUCUCUUUCAAGUGUUGCGUUUUAACCCAUGACCCUUUCUUGUUACUGUAUAUGUGAACAAAUUGUCCAUUAGUCAUUAGUCUCAGGACACAAGGAUUGGUAACUUUGUGAGGAAUACCUUUAGGCCUUUCUUUCUAUUUAUUGGUUUACUGCUAUCUUUUAUGGAAAGAUCAAGGAUUCUUUUGGUAAAAAUUUUGUGCUUUGUUCACUGUUUUUCAAACAAAAUAAGAAAAUAUCAUAAAAAAGAGAA